AUGGCAGCAACGUGGCUGGACAAUGACACCAACUGGUACAUCGAGAACGGCACUGAUCAUCCUCAGUUUGGCACUCCCAGACUCUGUGGCAAUGCCACGGGAGCCAGGGUGUGUCCUACUGGCUUCGGGUGUUUGCCUGACGUGGGGGACAACCCUAACUACGGCUUCACUAACUUCGACAACUUUCUCUGGUCUAUGCUGACUACCUUCCAGCUCAUCACCCUCGACUACUGGGAGGAUGUCUACAACAAGGUGAUCGCCACGGGAGGGCCACUCCAAGUGGUAUUCUUCGCCAUAGUUGUCUUCUUCGGCUCCUUCUACCUCAUCAACCUGAUGUUGGCUGUAGUGGCCAUGAGCUACGAGGAGGAGGCGGAGAACACGGAAGAGGAGAAGACGAAGGAUUUGAUGGACCACCGUGAUGACUCUACCUUCAGUUUCGACCCAGAAAAGCUGCUCACGCUCGAUCCCCUCGAGAAGAAGAAACCCAAGAAUCGUCGUGUGAUCGUGAUGCGUCGCGGCGCUGGCAUCCUCACCGACAAGUUCUCCAAGAGGAGGAAGAAGAAGGAAGAGGAGAAGAAGGAAGGUAAAGGCCGGGGAAGCGCCUCUUCUUCCUCCGACACCGCCAGGGAGCCUUCAGCGCCGCCGACCACGCCACGGCUGGGGGGGUCGCAGCUGGGGGUGGCUGAGGGACACCAGUUGCUUUCUCGCCCGGCCUCGCUAGUGAUCACCCCCCCGCCCAGUGCCUCCCUGGCCCGUGCUCCUUCGCCCCCAGGGCGCUGUCAGGGGCCCCAGGCCGCCCCCGGAGAGGCUGCGGCGACCCGCACCGGCGGCAGUACAUCGUCAUGUGACCCAUGCACCGCUGCGGCGUCCACCCGCUGCUGCACUUGUCACUGCCACACACGGCCAGCAGCAGCAGCAGCAGACGGCAGCAUGCCGGGGCUGGUGGCGCUGAGGGGCGGCUGUGACGACCCAAGGCCGCACCUCCGCCUAGCGAACAACGCCGCCCACCGCCAGCCCUCCCUUGAUGACUCUGGUGUUGUGGGUGACCACGACGGUGCUGACAACAUCUCCAUACACCACCUGCAACACACGGCACAGGAAGGAGCAGGCAAGGCAGAACAGACGUUACUGGCAAGAAGGAAGUGUAACGGAGUGAGUCCCUCGUCCCCAGCUGCGCUCUCAGCCUCCUCACAACAUAUAGUCGUCGUCCAAGACGAACUUGUGGAUCGUAACUGCGACAAGUGCCGCGAGUGUUGCGUCAACUACCGCGUUUGGCUCAAGUUCCAGAACAUGAUGCAUGUGGUUGUUCACGACGCGGUGUUCGACCUGUUCAUCAUGUUGUGCAUCAUCAUGAACACCGUCUUCCUGGCCAUUGAGCACCACGGCAUGUCCUACCAACUCAACAAGGUCCUCGAAGUCGGCAAUAGGGUGUUCACGGCAGUGUUCACCUUGGAGUGCAUCAUGAAGUUGAUGGCCCUGAGCAAGGAGUUCUUCGUGAACAAGUGGAACGUGUUCGACCUGGUGAUCGUACUGGCCUCUCUGCUGGACCUGGGUCUGGAGAUCGGCUCUGGUCUCUCCGUGCUCAGAGGCAUGAGAUUGCUGCGGGUGCUGAAGCUGGCGCAGUCUUGGCGGACCAUGCGGGUACUACUGAGUAUCAUCGUCUCCACGCUAGGGGCGCUGGGUAACCUCACUUUCGUCCUCAUCAUUAUCAUCUACAUCUUCGCCGUCAUUGGAAUGCAGCUCUUUGGCAAGAACUACACAGCUGCCAACUUCUACCCUGACCCCGUUCCCAGGUGGAACUUCACAGAUUUCUUUCACUCGUUCAUGAUGAUUUUCCGAAUCCUGUGUGGAGAGUGGGUGGAACCGCUGUGGGACUGUAUGAGAGCUGAGGAGAAAGAUGGGUCAGAGACGUGCCUAGCCAUCUUCCUACCUGCUCUGGUGAUGGGUAACUUUAUGGUGCUCAAUCUCUUCCUUGCUCUCCUGCUCAAUUCGUUCAACUCCGAGGAACUCAAGUCUCGCCAGGAUGAUCUUGAGGACGAGUCCAGGGUGCUUCAACUAUUCGUCAGAAUAAGGGCUGCUGAGUUGACCUUCAUAAAUACUGUUGCUUCUGUUCUUGGUGAUUAUCCUGAUCAUUCCACAGGUGAUGAUGACCGACCAGAAAUCAUCGAACUUUCGGAUUUCAAUUCAGCAGAGCCCCAGUUUGCUUUUUGUACACGUGUAUCCUCCCAACAUGAAAACAGGGACCAGGAAUACACUGAACAACAGUUUCGAGAGUACCCUGCACGUGAAUAUUCUCAAGAAUACCCAGUUGGGGAAUAUCGACAGGAUUACUCAAAUGAGUUUGGGCAUGAGCAUGAUUACCAUCAAUUGCAAUUUCCAGAAUCAAACUUGUCUGAAGGAGAUGGAUACAAUAAUGAAGACAGUGUGUCAGAAGUCAACUUAUCAGAUGGCAACAUCCCCAAAAUGAAGCUGGAUGAGAUGAGCUUCAGUGACCUACACCGGUCAAGCUCUAAGGAUAUUGACGGUUUUCAGGAAGUGAGCUUCGAUCCACAAGCCAAAGAUGCUCAUGGAGAACCUAAUGGGGGACCUAAAGGGAAGCACUGGCAGACGGUGAAGAAGGAUAUUCCAAAUGUGCUGAACAAGACUCAGAGUUGGAGUGCUGUUGUUAGCUAUGUGGAUACUAUCACUGGAGGGGUUAAAGAUGAUGAGGACCCAAGAUUCAAGAGGACAGAAAUUAUAGCCAAGGAACCUGCAGACUGUUUUCCCAAACAGUUUUUUAACAAAUUACAGUGUUGUAGCCGUUGUACACAGACAAACUCCUACAAGAAGUGGUACCAUGUGCGACAAGGCUGCCUUUAUGUGGUUGACAGCCCCUACUUUGAGUGGAUUGUCCUUAUCCUAAUUUUUGCCUCCUCAGUUACCCUUUGUUUUGAAGAUGUUCAUUUGGAUUCUAAAACCGAACUUAAGGAGGUUCUCAACUACCUGAAUCUGGCCUUCGCCGUCCUCUUCACUCUCGAGAUGCUACUGAAGUGGGUUGCAUUGGGCUUUGUCAAGUACUUCACUUCUGUAUGGACCAUCCUUGACUGUUUCAUUGUCUUGGUGUCCAUGUGUAGCCUCUUCAUCGAGCAAGAUAAUCUUAUAGCUCUGAGAAGUCUUCGUACACUGAGAGCCUUGAGACCCCUCCGAGCUAUAUCUCGCUGGGAAGGAAUGAAGAUAGUGGUGAAUGCACUCAUGUAUGCUAUCCCGUCCAUUUUCAACGUGUUGCUCGUAUGCCUUGUUUUUUGGCUAAUCUUCUCCAUCAUGGGUGUUCAGAUGUUUGGAGGAAAAUUUUAUAAGUGCAUUGACCGAAAGACUGGAGAAAUAUUGCCAUUGAAGGUGGUUGAAAACAAGAGUGAGUGUUUGAAGAAAAACUACAGUUGGAUUAACAGCAAGAUAAAUUUUGAUCAUGUGGGCUAUGCUUAUCUGGCCCUUUUUCAAGUGGCAACCUUUGAGGGAUGGAUGGAAGUGAUGGCAGAUGCUGUGGAUUGUAGAGGAAUUGAUAAGCAACCUGACAGAGAAGCUAAUAUCUAUGCUUAUAUCUAUUUUGUUAUCUUCAUUGUGUGUGGAUCAUUUUUUACACUCAACCUCUUCAUUGGUGUUAUCAUUGAUAACUUCAAUGCACUCAAGAAGAAGUAUGAGGGUGGAGUGCUGGAGAUGUUUCUAACGGACUCUCAGAAGAACUACUACACUGCCAUGAAGAAGCUUGGUCGCAAGAAACCACAAAAGGUCAUAAGGCGGCCGCAGCACCAGUACCAUGCUCUCUUCUACGAUAUUGCUGUUUCUCGGAGAUUUGAGAUCUCGAUUUUCGUAUUGAUCUUCCUAAACAUGGUGACGAUGGCCAUCGAACACUACCAUCAGUCACGCACAGUUGCCUUUACAUUGGAAGUCUUCAAUGCUCUUUUCACCACCAUCUUUGGCCUGGAGGCGAUAGUCAAGAUCAUUGGCUUACGCCAUCAUUAUUUUACGGUUCCAUGGAAUCUCUUUGACUUCAUCCUUGUCUUCGCAUCCAUCAUGGGAAUCCUCCUCCAAGAUGUGCUUACCAAUUUCCCCAUCAGCCCGACACUUCUCAGGGUAGUCCGGGUCUUCAGGAUCGGACGCAUUCUCCGUCUUAUUAAGCAUAGUACAAAAAUAUUUAAACAAAAGGAAGAUAAUACGCAGUUAAAUACUGUACCCAUUGAAAGAUUCAGUGUGCCAGCCCCCGCCAAGUUAUUAAAAUCAUUGCACUUAACCUGUAAGAGUUAUACAUCAUCUGGAGAAAGAGAGAUAAUCAGGUUUGAAUUGAGGAAGCGAGAUAUAGCUCGGAGGGGUCCAAGGCUCUCAGUGUACGAAGACUUCUCAGAGCUAUAA
This is a messenger RNA of Cherax quadricarinatus, 4386 nucleotides long. Lineage: Eukaryota; Metazoa; Arthropoda; Malacostraca; Decapoda; Parastacidae. The record is from RefSeq and is a predicted model, not a curated record.